Molecule: messenger RNA, 3149 nt
Organism: Gorilla gorilla gorilla (western lowland gorilla)
Lineage: Eukaryota; Metazoa; Chordata; Mammalia; Primates; Hominidae
Gene: AGMAT
Product: agmatinase (putative)
Exons: 7
Coding region: 124-1182 (352 amino acids)
Molecular function (GO): metal ion binding; agmatinase activity
Source: RefSeq, a predicted model, not a curated record
CCCUGACCUUUGAGCUCCGGUUCCGGCUCUGGCGCGUGCACACUCGCCUGGCCGUUCGGGACCAGCCAGAUCGCGGCGGCCUCGCGGGCGGUCUGGUCGGUGAGGUCUUGGCCGCGGGCGGCAAUGCUGAGGCUGCUGGCGUCCGGGUGCGCCCGGGGCCCGGGGCCCGGCGUGGGCGCGCGUCCUGCCGCAGGGCUCUGCCACCCGGGGCGCCGCCAGAGCCGCCAGGCUUCCGAUGCGCCCCGGAACCAGCCCCCCAGCCCCGAGUUCGUGGCCCGGCCGGUGGGCGUCUGCUCCAUGAUGCGCCUGCCGGUGCAGACCUCCCCCGAGGGGCUGGACGCUGCCUUCAUCGGGGUGCCCCUGGAUACUGGGACCUCCAACCGGCCUGGGGCGAGAUUCGGACCUCGCCGCAUCCGGGAAGAAUCAGUGAUGCUUCGGACAGUCAAUCCUAGCACGGGGGCCCUCCCCUUCCAGUCCCUCAUGGUUGCAGACCUAGGCGAUGUGAAUGUCAAUCUUUACAACCUUCAGGACAGCUGCCGGCGAAUUCAAGAGGCCUAUGAGAAAAUUGUAGCAGCUGGCUGUAUUCCUCUGACCUUGGGUGGAGAUCACACAAUCACAUAUCCCAUAUUGCAAGCAAUGGCAAAAAAGCAUGGCCCAGUGGGGCUGCUGCAUGUGGAUGCGCACACGGACACGACCGACAAGGCCCUAGGAGAGAAGCUCUACCACGGGGCGCCCUUCCGCCGGUGUGUGGAUGAGGGUCUCCUGGACUGUAAGCGUGUGGUGCAGAUUGGCAUCCGGGGCUCUUCCAUGACCUUGGAUCCCUACAGAUACAACCGGAGCCAGGGCUUCCGGGUAGUCCUGGCUGAAGACUGCUGGAUGAAGUCGCUGGUUCCUCUGAUGGGGGAAGUCAGGCAGCAGAUGGGAGGCAAACCCAUUUAUAUCAGCUUUGAUAUUGACGCUCUGGAUCCUGCCUAUGCGCCAGGGACAGGGACGCCUGAAAUUGCUGGUCUCACUCCUAGUCAGGCUCUGGAGAUCAUCAGGGGUUGUCAAGGCCUGAACGUGGUGGGCUGUGAUCUUGUCGAAGUUUCACCACCGUAUGAUCUUUCUGGGAACACAGCCCUGCUGGCGGCUAACCUGCUGUUUGAGAUGCUGUGUGCUCUCCCCAAAGUGACAACCGUCUGAGUCUUGUGCUCUUCAAGACAAAACAGAUUGCGUCGCUGACAAGUUCUCAAGAAGAACUUAUGAGUAAGCAGUCUGAGAACUAAAGAGUUUAUGCCAAGAAAACUUUCUGCUGAAAGUGUCAUUGCUGGCUGUGAAGUCGGGAUAGUCAGUAGAAUUCUCACCCAAACAGCAACAUUUCUAAGGAACUUGGAUUAAUUGGGAAAAAAAAAAAAAAAAAAAGGAGUACUUGUACUGCUUUGAUUUUUUUUCGUUUGAUGAAAGAUGGAGGAUAAAGGGGAAGUGAGGAGAAUUUCUUUCAAGAUUAUCUAAACAUUAGAAACAUGACAUUUAAAAAAGCUAUGAAAUAAUACUGUAUAAGAAUUCCAUAUUUCUAUAUCCUCCUUUUAAACAUUUUUUUUUUUUUUUUGAGAUAGAGUUUUGCUUGUCACCCAGGCUGGAGUGCAAUGGCAUGAUCUCGGUUCAUUGCAACCUCCGCCUCCCGAGUUCAAGUGAUUCUCCUGCCUCAGCCUCCUGAGUACCUGGGAUUACAGGUGCCUGCCACCACGCCUGGCUAAUUUUUAUAUUUUUAGUAGAGACAGGGUUUCAUCACAUUGGCCAGGCUGGUCUUGAACUCCUGACCUAAGGUGAUCUGCCCGCCUCAGCCUCCUUAAAGUGCUGGGAUUACAGGCAUGAGCCACCGCGCCCAGCCGCUUUUUAAAAUUUUGAUGAUCUGCUUCCUAGAGUAUUGAGUAUCUUCCUUUAAAAUACAGCUCCUCCUCGGACGCUGCAGUGAGCUGAGAUCACACCACUGCACUCCAGCCUGGGUGCCAGAGCAAGACUCCAUCUCAAAAAAAAAAAAAAAAAAUACAGCUUCUCCUAUGAGGUGCUUAGGGCUGCAUCUUGGUUUUAGGACCACUGUGAACGUAAGUAAAAAGUAUAAAAUAACACGGAGAGCCUAAUGAAGAAACUUCUUGCUCAGAGGCCUAGAAGGGUACACAAAAUGUCUUCUAAACUAGAAAACCUAAGGCCGGACACGGUGGCUCAUGCCUGUAAUCCCAGCACUUUGAGGGGCCGAGGUGGGCAGAUCACUUGAGGUCAGGAGUUCGAGACCAGCCUGGCCAACAUGGUGAAAACCCAUCUCUACUGAAAAUACAGAAAUUAGCUGGGCGUGGUGGUGCGUGCCUAUAGUCCCAGCUACUCAGGAAGCUGAGGCAGGGGCAUUGCUUGAACCCAGGAGGUGGAGGUUGCAGUGAGCUGAGGUCAUGCCACUACACUCCAGCCUGGGUGACAGAGUGAGACUCCGUCUCCAAAAAAAAAAAAAACAAAAAAACAAAAAAAAAAACCAGGCCGGACCCAGUGGCUCACGCCUGUAAUCCCAGGCCUAGGCGGGAGUAUCACCUGAGGUCAGGAGUUCAAGACCAGCCUGGCCAACAUGGUGAAACCCCGUCUCUACUAAAAAACAAAACAAAACAAAACAAAACAAAAAAACCCCAGAAAACAAAACAAAACUGGAAAACGUCAGCUGGGCUUUUUUUUUUUUUUUCUGAGAUGGAGUCUCGCUCUGUCCCCCAGGCUGGAGUGCAGUGGCCCGAUCUUAGCUCACUGCAAUCUCCGCCUCCUGGGUUCAAGCAAUUCUGCUGCCUCAGCCUCCUGAGUAGCUAGAAUUACAGUCAUGCGUCACCACGCCCGGCUAAUUUUUGUAUUUUUAGUAGAGACGGGGUUUCACCAUGUUGGCCAGGCUGGCAGCUGGGCUCUUAAUGUUACUUACUGUAACUCACUUCCUGUAAGACUCAAUCUACUCUUCAAGUUGAUGUACCCUCUAUGACUGUAAUUCCUGAAAUCUGCAGUUAUGCUGUGGUGAUCUUAAGCGUGUGUUGAGUGCCAUGCAAAUUCAAUUCUGUUGAUAAUGUGUCCAUAAUCAAAUCAUCAUCUUGCAAUGCAAGGGCUACCCCAUAAUUAUCAGACAUUAAAAUAGUUUAUUUCUUUUU